CAAUCAGUUGAUUCUCGCUUGCCGCCAGUUUGGUGUAGUUUUGUUAUGAAUAGUUCCAAAAACGCAGUCCGGGCCUCUGCCUUCAAGUACGGACCAGCUGUCCGGAUCGGAAUCGCUGUCCUGGUCCUCCACACCGUCGGCUGGCUGGGCUGGAAGGCGGUGAACCAGGGUGCGGAAUCCAAGGAGGCGGCAGCGAAGGCCCAGCAAGAACAAUUACGAGCGGUGUUCGCGGAAAAGUGAUAUAACUGAGAUGAUAAGACUAUAUUGGUUAGCAAACCGCCGCGAACUGAGUGCAUUUUAGAUAAUUAUUGUUAGAAACCGAGCCAAAUAGGUGAAUUAAAAAAUAAAAUGAACUGUUUACUUA
Drosophila teissieri is the source of this 364-nucleotide messenger RNA. RefSeq lists its product as uncharacterized. The coding region runs from base 46 to 240 and encodes 64 amino acids. The record is from RefSeq and is a predicted model, not a curated record. The transcript has a single exon. NCBI's taxonomy places the organism in Eukaryota, Metazoa, Arthropoda, Insecta, Diptera, Drosophilidae.